AGCAGUUUGGCAAAAUUUCCCGCGCUGCGAAUACGUAGCGAGCAGUACACGGUAAAAGUUGCGGAAAGUUAUGCGGAGUUGUUAGUAGCUGCGUAUUUUAUCCCCGACCAGUUUUAAGAUCCCAUCAAAAUGGUCACACCAAGGACAUGUUUCCUGUUCAUCACCAUCCAGCUGGUCUACGUGAUCUCCGCCCAAGAGAUGGAGAAACGCGUGCCUCAAGGCUUCGUGGGCAUGCGCGGCAAGAAGUAUGACGAGCCCACAGAACAGUUCUACAAACGAAAACCACAGUUCUUCGUCGGAGUCAAAGGAAAAAAGAGCAUAUUCGACCUCCUUGAAGAACCAGAAGAGAAGAGAGCACCCAUGGGCUUCGUCGGAAUGAGAGGCAAGAAAGAACUCUACCUCCCCGAAACGUACUACGGAAAUUACGACUAUGUCCCCAAAAGAGGAGCCGGCUCUCUGAUAGGGCAAAUCGACUUCGCUUCGAACGAGGACGUGAAAAGCUUCAGUGGUGGAGAUGAGUUCCCGAUUCUGAACGAGAUUUUAAACGAAUAUUUACAGAAAGUCGAACGCUCGAACUCCCUCGAAUCGGCUACUGACGUCCCGGACAUUAACGCGGAAUUCUCCAACGAAAGGAUUUCAAACGAAGUGGACAAGCGCGCUGCGAAUAUUCACCAGUUUUUCGGAGUCCGUGGAAAGAAGUCUAUUCAGAAUAAGCGUCCGUACGAUUUGAGCUUCAGGGGUAAAUUCAUCGGUGUCCGCGGCAAAAAGGACCUGAAGAACAGUGGCCCCCAGGAGAUCAGGUUUUUGCUCAGCCCCAACGGACCGUGGCCGAAGAGAAAGGCCCAAAUGGGUUUCGUCGGCAUGCGCGGCAAGAAAUGGACUGACGAAUCGAGUCUCGAAAUGGAAAUCCCAAACUAAGUGUCUUCGGCCACGCACCUUCAAGACUUCAUUGUAUAACAUAUCCUAUGUAAGCAGCCCUCGCCGUUCUAAGAAAGGCUUAUUCUAGCGUUCGGGAGAAGAAACAUUCUAGUCAGUGUCCAUGUUGUGAUGACGUCACGGAGCGUUUUUCGUCAAACCUUUUCUAGAUUUUUCAGCUUUUCUUUUCUUUUAAGUAGAUGUUAUGUUUAAUUUAAAUUAAGGUUGCUUUAUGUUUAUUUGUUUUUUUUUUCGGUUUGAUCUUUUGCUUUUAGUCAAAUUACAAAAUUACUUAAGUAAGUAGAUAUUUUUAAAUAUUCAGUUACGAGUAAUUUAUGUUCAUUGUAUGAGAGGUUAUGAAAAACGCUAAGUGGUAUUGUCGAUUAGUUAAAAAUAUAAUCGAAUAGUUAAUCCAUGUAAAGUAAUUUAUUUUCUAUUGAAUGAUAUAAAAUUGUUUUAAAUAUAGAAUAUUUUAUAGAUUUUUCUAAAUACAAUCUCUAAUUGGUGUUAAUAAAGUUUUUCUCAUUGUUGAAGGCUAGCAUAUAAUUAUGUAAAUGUUAAUGAUCAGUAGAUAGUUCGGAGCGAAAUUUUUCAAUUGUAAGUAAACUUAUUUUUAAAAUUUUGAUCAAUCUAAUAAGUCGCAAAUCAACAAACUUUAACUAUACCUAAACGUAAUAUCGAUGUCUUACUUUUAAUUUUAGAAUAAAUAAAUAAUAUCUUAUUGUAUUUAACUUGGAAAUCUUUGCAUUUUGUUAAGGCUGGCAAAAUGUAACAGUGUAACAUAAAGUGGAAAUAAUAAUA
Messenger RNA from Ostrinia furnacalis (Asian corn borer), 1716 nucleotides. It is a transcript of the gene Tk, whose product is annotated as tachykinin. The coding region runs from base 130 to 918 and encodes 262 amino acids. The transcript is spliced from 3 exons. NCBI's taxonomy places the organism in Eukaryota, Metazoa, Arthropoda, Insecta, Lepidoptera, Crambidae. The record is from RefSeq and is a predicted model, not a curated record.